Molecule: messenger RNA, 749 nt
Organism: Anarrhichthys ocellatus (wolf-eel)
Lineage: Eukaryota; Metazoa; Chordata; Actinopteri; Perciformes; Anarhichadidae
Product: microsomal glutathione S-transferase 1
Exons: 4
Coding region: 115-570 (151 amino acids)
Cellular component (GO): membrane; mitochondrion
Molecular function (GO): glutathione transferase activity
Source: RefSeq, a predicted model, not a curated record
CGUAGUUGUCCCGCCCCCUGAGCUUCUGGGUGAGGGUUCAGUUUGUUUUUCAGCAACAGAAGCAGACUUGCUCCUCUUUUGCAGAGUCACCACAGGGCUUGUAAACCAGCAGAUAUGUCAUCCAUGAUGGAAGAUGAGGUAUUUAUGGCUUUCACCACCUAUGCAGCUAUUGUCAUUCUGAAGAUGUUGCUGAUGGCACCUAUGACAGCAUUCUUUCGCAUUUCCAGGGGGGCUUUCGUGAAUGAGGAAGACGUGGCCUUAAAGCCUUCAGAGGAGAGGAAGAAGCUGCUCAAAAGCCACCCGGAUGUAGAGCGAGUUCGAAGAUGUCACCAGAACGACCUGGAGAACGUCGUUCCCUUCGUGCUGAUCGGCCUGCUCUACGCUCUGACUGGACCUGAGCUCUCAGCCGCUCUGCUUCACUUCCGCGUCUUUGCCGGCAGUCGGAUCUUCCACACCAUCGCCUAUGUCGGCGCUCUUCCUCAGCCCAGCAGGGGACUGUCCUGGAUAAUUGGCUUUCUUGUCACCAUCUCCAUGUCUUACAGGGUGCUCAGCAAAGUUCUAGUCCUUUAGAGACGAUAUUGGUCCAGCUUCUUCACAAGCUCACAUUCCUACAUGAAGCCUGUUUUUUACUUCACUCUUGCUGCAGCUAUCUAUGAGCUUAAUUAUUAAACAUCAUUUUCACUUCAUCUUUGCAUUCCCUCGAACUAUUGUCUCAGAUGAAAAUGUGUUUUAAUAAACUUUUCCACUAG